CCACUGCUGGUGCUGCUGCUCUGGCUGCUGCCUGGCCCCGCGGAGCCCCAGGAGUUGAACCCGCGAGGCCGCAACGUGUGCCGCGCGUCCGGUCCCCAGGUGUUCACGUGCUGCGCUGGCUGGAGGCAGCAGGGGGACGAGUGUGGGAUCGCGGUGUGCGAAGGCAACUCCACGUGCUCAGAGAACGAGGUGUGCGUGAGGCCGGGCGAGUGCCGCUGCCGCCACGGCUACUUCGGUGCCAACUGCGACACUAAAUGCCCGCGCCAAUUCUGGGGUCCUGACUGCAAGGAACGGUGUAGCUGCCACCCGAACGGGCAGUGUGAGGACGUGACGGGCCAGUGUACGUGCCACGCGCGGCGCUGGGGCGCGCGCUGCGAGCAUGCGUGCCAGUGCCAGCAUGGCACGUGCCACCCGCGGACCGGCGCGUGCCGCUGCGAGCCCGGCUGGUGGGGCCCGCAGUGCGCCAGCGCCUGCUACUGCAGCGCCACGUCGCGCUGCGACCCCCAGACCGGCGCCUGCCUGUGCCACGCGGGCUGGUGGGGCCGCAGCUGCAACAAUCAGUGCGCCUGCAACUCCUCGCCCUGUGAGCAGCAGAGCGGCCGCUGCCAGUGCCGCGAGCGCACGUUUGGCGCUCGCUGCGAUCGCUACUGCCAGUGCUUCCGCGGCCGCUGCAACCCCGUGGACGGCACGUGCGCCUGCGAGCCGGGCUACCGUGGCAAGUACUGUCGCGAGCCAUGCCCCGCCGGCUUCUACGGCUUGGGCUGUCGCCGCCGGUGCGGCCAGUGUAAAGGCCAGCAACCGUGCACCGUCGCCGAGGGCCGCUGCCUGACCUGCGAGCCAGGCUGGAACGGAACCAAAUGCGACCAGCCCUGCGCCACCGGCUUCUACGGGGAGGGCUGUGAACACCGCUGCCCGCCCUGUCGCGACGGGCAUGCCUGCAACCACGUCACUGGCAAAUGCACACGCUGCAACGCGGGCUGGAUUGGCGACCGGUGUGAGACCAAGUGCAGCAAUGGCACUUAUGGCGAGGACUGUGCGUUCGUGUGCGCGGACUGCGGCAGCGGCCACUGUGACUUCCAGUCAGGGCGCUGCCUUUGCAGCCCUGGUGUCCACGGGCCUCACUGUAACGUAACAUGCCCGCCAGGGCUCCACGGCGUGGACUGCGCCCAGGCCUGUAGCUGCCACGAGGACUCAUGUGACCCGGUCACUGGUGCCUGCCGCUUGGAAACCAAUCAACGCAAAGGCGUGAUGGGCGCGGGCGCGCUGCUCACCCUGCUCCUGGGCCUCCUGCUCUCGCUACUUGGCUGCUGCUGCGCCUGCCGCGGCAAGGACCCCGUGAGUCGGGAGCUUUCGCUUGGAAGGAAGAAGGCUCCACAACGCCUGUGUGGUCGCUUCAGCCGCAUCAGCAUGAAGCUGCCCCGGAUCCCACUCCGCAGGCAAAAGUUGCCCAAAGUCGUAGUGGCUCAUCAUGACCUGGACAACACACUCAACUGCAGCUUCCUGGAACCACCCUCAGGACUGGAACAGCCUUCACCUUCAUGGUCCUCCCGAGCCUCCUUCUCAUCCUUCGACACCACAGAUGAAGGCCCUGUGUACUGUGUCCCGCAUGAGGAGGCCGCAACGGAGAGCCGAGAACCAGAGGCCACAACCUUGCCUACUGACGCACCAGCGCCUUCCCCGGCGACCUUGACCACCCGGGCGUCCGCAGAGGAAGCAGCAGCGCCCCUCCCGGCGUCCUCUGACAGCGAGCGCUCAGCGUCCAGUGUGGAGGGGCCUGGCGGGGCGCUGUACGCACGCGUAGCCCGGCGCGAGGCCCGGCCGGUCCGGGCCCGAGGUGAGGCUGGGGGCCUGUCGCUUUCGCCAUCGCCCGAGCGCAGGAAACCGCCGCCACCCGACCCUGCCACCAAGCCCAAAGUGUCCUGGAUCCAUGGCAAGCACGGAGCCGCCGCCGCGGCCCGCGCGCCCUCGCCGCCACCUCCGGGUCCUGAGGCUGCACCCAGUCCCAGCAAGAGGAAACGGACACCCAGCGACGCGUCGGCGCGGCCCCCGGGGCUGGCCGAGGAGCUACCAGGUCUGGCCGCGCCCUCACCGCCCCGGGCUCGAGCUCGGGGUCGCGGACCCGGUCUCCCAGAAUCAACGGACGCCAGUGGUCCUCUGCGCAGCGCGCCCGAGGCCGCCUCCAUGUUGGCGGCAGAGCUGCGCGGCAAGACUCGAAGUCUGGGUCGCACGGAGGGAGCGCUCGUAGCCCAGAGCCCCCGGGAGAAGCCGGCGCCGCCGCAGAAGGCCAAGCGGUCAGUGCCGCCCGCCUCGCCGGCCCGCGUGUCCCCUGCGACGGAGGUUGUAGAGCCAGACAAGGCGGGGUCUGGCACGCCGGCAAAUGAAACCCCUCGGAAGAAGAUUCCCAUCCAGAAGCCGCCGCGCAAGAAGAGCAGGGAGGCGGCGGGAGAGCUGGUUAGGGUGGGCGCUCCCACUCUGUAGUAGGCGUUGGGCCCCAUCGCGCCCACAGCUGCUUCCCCUGGCUUAGCACCAUGCUUGCCACCCUGAGCUCCGCGUCCCCGUGUUUCCCACGCAGCCUGGGCAUUGACAGCCUUUCAUUGGCCCAACCCCCUCAGUGGCAGGGCGGGUGGCUGUGAUUGAUUGGCUCAGGCUCCAGCAGCUGCUUCUUGAUUGGAGCAGUGCUCAGGGGCAGUCGUCCCCAUCCUAUUGGUCGAGGCCUGACAGGCGCUUAGCAGGCUACUCCCUUCCCAUUGGCCAAAUUAUAGAGCUCUUCGAGCAACCCGUGUCUCAUUGGCCAAAGUCAGGAGGGUUCAGCCUGGAGACCGCCUCCUACAGUAGGCCAAGCGGACUCUUGGCUAGGCUUAUCAUCUUAUUGGCUGAGGCCCCGAAGCCCUUCUGCCCCGGCUGCCUUUCAUAGGCCAGGGCCUGGUGCUUCUGGCUAGAGAUUCCUUUCCUUGUAGGUAGCUAGAGGCUACCACUGACUGGGCUACAGGGUAUCUGGUUGACCAGUCUGGGGAGGAGGGCUGGUCUCUGCUCCUUAGGGGACUUGGAGCCCUGUUGCCUGUGUCACGUCUUCCCUCUCCUGUGCCUGGUCCCUUGGCUGUCAAGCUGGUUUUGAUAGCCUCCCACCAUCCCACAUGUCUUGGAAACCCCAGGAGUGAUUCCAGUGGCCUGAGGAGAUGUAUUUAUAGGCCCCCCAACAGGGCUGCUCCUGUCCCAUCCCGGAGCCCCAGGAUGGGCUCCUCUUAGCAGGGGCUCAGCCAAAGCUUUCUUAAUAAAGUGCCUUUCGCCCCUU
Molecule: messenger RNA, 3292 nt
Organism: Dipodomys ordii (Ord's kangaroo rat)
Lineage: Eukaryota; Metazoa; Chordata; Mammalia; Rodentia; Heteromyidae
Gene: Scarf2
Product: scavenger receptor class F, member 2
Exons: 11
Molecular function (GO): scavenger receptor activity
Source: RefSeq, a predicted model, not a curated record